Acanthoscelides obtectus is the source of this 2238-nucleotide messenger RNA. The record is from the annotation of a GenBank genome assembly. Lineage: Eukaryota; Metazoa; Arthropoda; Insecta; Coleoptera; Chrysomelidae.
GCAUUUAUAAUCAAUAAUAUCUCCACUUUGGCUGAUAAGACUACACCAUUGCUGAUUAUGAAAACUCAUCUGUGGAUGUGGCUUAGGAUAUCUGAUUGUAAGCUAACAAGCUGGCGCGGGUAAAGCCUUACAGGAUGGUCUCUCGUGAUUAUCUCUUACCUGUGUAGGCACCAGGUUAUAUAUUUAGGGCCAAGAUAAGCGGAAUCACACGGGUCUGUUGGCUUCAUAUGAGAAUAUGAGAGGGUCUUGAUGAUUUCUAUAUCUGUUAAUUGCUAAGUGCGGUAUAUUGACUUGAUAAUCAUUAAAAAACAUAUUUAAGAAAGGAUUUCUCAGAGCGUAUGAAUUUUGGCUAAUGCGAUCUACUACUUGUACUAGUUACUAUGAGUGUUUAUUUACUUCUGCCAAUACUUAACAUGAAAAUUGACAAUACGUUUUGAGACAACGUAUUUCUUGCCUUUUUGGUUAUUUUUUCAAAGCAAUGGUCUACUUACAGUUGAUUAAUAGCUACAAUGCCUAGAUUCUGACAUCUAUUUUACAAGGAAGGGGACGUAUUUAAAUUCGUUGCGUCUCCUGCUGCAAGAAUCAGCCAAUAUGGUUCCAUUUUUAUUCUGAAUUUACUGGCAGAACGUUACGGCAUUUCAUAUUGAAAACAUCAGAGAAUAAGAUUAUUUUCGUCACAUCUGACAGAAGCGUAAUCUCAAUAAAUAAAACAAAUAGAGACAGAUUUUAGCUUGAAAUUUGGUGACCACGUUUUCCCACCUCUCUUCAUAUAAAAAAAUAAAACUGCCAGAAUAUAGUUUUUAGCGGCAACAUAUUUGAUGCGGUAUAGGGUUUAAGUUUUAUUAAUGGUGUACCAUAGGUUGUACCGCAUGGAAGCGUGGCUACAGACAGCUAUGAAUGCUCGGAAAUAGGAACUUCCAUUUUAAAGCAAGGAGGAAACUCUAUAGACGCGGCGAUAGCAAGCGCUUUCUGCUUAUCUGUCACUACACCUCAUCUUACGGGAUUGGAUGCGGAAGGGAAGAUUUUAUUGUACAACCACAAAUCUAGAGCACCAGCGACUGUUAUAGAUUUCUCAGGACCAUCUGGUACCUCUAAAUACUUACCACGACUUGUACUUGGUUUGGCUUACUUCCACAAAGAAUAUGGUACUAUGAACUGGAAAUCACUGGUGCUACCAGCAGCUAAACUAGCAAGACAAGGAUAUUUGGUGUCCAAAAUGUUGGUACAAGCUGUGUCUAGAGCACAUGCUGAAGAUUUAUAUGGUCCACUGGAGGCUGGUCAAAUAUUACAGCACGAAAAUUUGGGGAAGACUCUCGAAAAGAUUGCAGAUACUACUGAAAAAGAGCUUUAUUCACAUCUGAAUGGCAUUAACCAACCAUCUCAUUCUUCAGCUUUGAAAGAAACUUUUUAUGGUUACAACGUCUAUGUACCCAAUACAUCAACAGGUCUUUUGCUCUUACACAACUUACGGCAAAUAGAACAGCUAAAUGUCACCAAAGAAGAUACUGAACGCCCCGCGUUUGUUUUCAAUGUAGCCAAAACUACGCAAACCGUCUACUUAGAAGAAAAAGUCAGCAAUAAGUUUCAUGAAGGCACUUUUUCUAGUGUUUCCGUCAUUGAUACAGAUGAGCUCUAUGUUUCUUUAGUAACAGGAAUGUAUAAUUCCUUUGGUGCAGGUGAAAUAACGGUGCACGGAUACGUGCCUGACGUCAAAAAUCAAGACAAGGCUUCUAGCAGACUACCAAUAAUUUUGACGGAUGCCACUUACAUUUGUGGCAGAAGAUUAGUAUUUGGUGCUAACACUGUAGGUCAGGCUACACAACUCAUUGUAUCAUUGGUCAUCGCCGGCAAGAAUGCCACAGAUGUUAUUGAAGGACCUAGAUAUCACAUGCAGGAAAAUGGGACGAUAUCUGUAGAAGCAUCCCGAACUCCUGCAUUCAGUGGUGAAUUAAUAAAGACUUUGGAAACAGUUAGUCCGAAGAUUUCUCCAGCUGCAGAACCUUAUCCAAGCAUCAAUAUUGUAGAGAAGCACACAGAUGACCUGAUUUCUCACUCUGAUAGCAGAGGAGGAGGAAUUGCAAGUAGAUAUUAGAUGUUAUCCAAAUAAUUUUACUGGCUGUGAAUUUUGUUACUUAACAUUGUUUUUUAUUAUAAUUUUAUUAAUAAAGUAGUGUUAAAACAUAAUGUAUUACUCAAAAUCAGUAAGAACUGUUUGAAAUAAAGUGGAAAGUAAAUAAA